AUGAGGUCGAGCCAAGAGAGCAGCGGGUUCAAGAGGCAGGGCGCUACCGUGGGUGCCAAUAGCGCCAGCGGCUACGGUUACGGCAACAACGCCAUGUACAACGUCGGGACUACGGGUUCGGGAGACUACAAGCAAGCCAAACCCUCUAAGAAGCCGUCGGGCGGCUCGUCGUCGUAUGGGGGCGGAGGUGGGGGCGCUGGCUACGCGAGCCCUCGUUCGGGCCAGGGCUAUGGGGCCGGGGCGUAUUCGAAAAGUGGCGGCGGCGGCGGCAGCAGCGGAGGCGGUGGAGGCGGUGGAGGCGGAGGGCUGCGACAUCUGACUGCGGACACUCCCUCGUACGGCACCGGCUACGUGAUGACCAAGCCUCCAAAAGAGCACAAGGCCCCCAAGGAGCACAAAGAGGCGCCCAAGGAGCACAAGGCGCCCAAGGACAAGAAGGACAAGAAGGACGGCAACAUCAUCACCAAGGUCGGCGUGAAGACCGAGAAGCUGGGCAAAUGGCUCGAAAAGAAAGGGGAGGGCAAGGACGAGAAAAAGGCCAAGAAGGCGCAGGAGCAGCAGUUCCACCAGAACCAGCAGCGCUUCCAGCAGUCAUCCCAGCCACCCCAGCAGCAGCAGUACAACCACGCACCCCAGCAGCAACAGUAUUAUCACGCACCUCCGCCGCAGCAGUACCAUCCACCGCCGCAGCAGCACUACGAGCCAGCCCCAAGCGCUGGCGACAUUCGGCAGUUCUGUGCCGAGUGCGGCUCCCGCCUUCCCGGAGCGCCGGCCAGGUUCUGUGCCGAGUGUGGCACGCCGGUGUGA
Messenger RNA from Acanthamoeba castellanii str. Neff, 807 nucleotides. RefSeq lists its product as uncharacterized. Lineage: Eukaryota; Discosea; Longamoebia; Acanthamoebidae. The record is from RefSeq and is a predicted model, not a curated record. The coding region runs from base 1 to 807 and encodes 268 amino acids. The transcript is spliced from 3 exons.